Messenger RNA from Rhopalosiphum maidis (corn leaf aphid), 3302 nucleotides. RefSeq names its product hormone receptor 4. Gene Ontology annotation, biological process: regulation of DNA-templated transcription. NCBI's taxonomy places the organism in Eukaryota, Metazoa, Arthropoda, Insecta, Hemiptera, Aphididae. Gene Ontology annotation, cellular component: nucleus. The coding region runs from base 164 to 1321 and encodes 385 amino acids. The record is from RefSeq and is a predicted model, not a curated record. The transcript is spliced from 2 exons.
GUCCCGCCCCGAAUACACGCCACCGGGAUUUCGGAGUCCUCGAAAAUUAUCGCGAGCAGCACGUGCACCGCGGGGACGAGUGUAUCGCCGGCGUUCGAAACGGUCGCAAGUGGAUUGAUGCCGUUUGCCUUUACGGAAUAACGAUAACCGUCCGGAUUCGUGGAUGAAUACAGAUUACAACCAGUUUAGCAGAAUGACAAUGGACGUCCACCAGCACAGAAACGUGACGACGGCCGCGUCCUCGUCGCCGCCGUCGCGGUACUCGCCGCCAGUGGCCGCCGGUAUCGCGCAGCCCGUACAGACAUCGUUGCCCGCGGCCGUGGUCGCACUGCACCAGAGGCCGCAGAAGCGAAGUUUCGACGUGGCGUUCUUGAUGGCACCGGACGACUUGAGCAAGCGAAGACCGCGACCACUGCAGGCCACGCAGCCCGUCGCCCGGUCCGCGUUCACUAAAGUGUCACCGGACCCGCCGUCAUCGCUGUCGCCUGCGUCGUCGCCGGCCACGCCACCUCCAUCGGAUUUCGCCGCUUACAUGCACCACGGACAGCUCCAUCACCAGCAACAUCAACAGCUCCUCUCGCAUCACCAGCCGCAACAAGAGUGCAGCCUCAGUCCACCACUGCCGCCGGCCGCGGCGCACUUUAUGUCACCGUUUCCGCUUGGCUUCCGGUCGCCGUUCGCGCUGAUGAUGCCGCCCCGGCCGCAGCCCACCGCGGUCGGCUGCAAAGACUAUCAGUCGCCACUCCAACCACCACCGCCGUCGCACCACCAACAUCAGCAGCAGCAGCAGCAGCAGCAGCAACAGCAACAGCAGCAGCACCACCACCAGCUGCAGUCGCUGCCGUCGCCUUCGCCCCUGCAGUUCGGGCAAGCGGCUGCUGCAGCGGCGGCCGUGGCUGCGCUCCCGGCCAUGCUGUUGCCCGCGUCAAUCGCCGCGGCCGCGCUCACGUUGCCGUCGCAAAACGUGUGCGCCAAGUGUAACGUGAGCUUCCGCAUGACUUCCGAUCUGGUGUAUCACAUGCGAUCGCACCACAAGGGCGGCGACGGCAACAGUGGCGGUGGCGCCGGUGGCGGUAUCGGCGGCGGCGGCGUUGGCGGAGGGCCGUCGGCGGGCGUCGGUGCAGAUGCCAAGAAACGACGAGACAUGGACAAGCUCCGGUGUCCGGUGUGCGACGAGAGCUUCCGGGAGCGGCACCACCUGACGCGGCACAUGACCGCCCAUCAGGACAAAGAGGGCGACCGGCUCGACGACGAAGAUGACGCGCCGAUGCAGCAACAGCACCACCAGCCGCUUCAGCACCAGCACCAAGGGGCUAAAUGACGUAAGGCGGCCGCGGGCGGACGGAGGCGCAACGCCUCGUACUCACGCUUUGCGGACGACCAUCGCGUCUAGACGCCCCUCCUCUCUCAUCGCCACUCAUACGUCCUUCCCUCCCCUCCGUCGACCAGCCACCUCUCCCCAGCAACGUUGAGCGAAUCUCAUUGCUCGUCCGUUAAGCGUACGAUACGUCAUAUUAUCACGAUUCAGUGUAGGUGCCUCGAGUCACUGCAAACGGUGCGCAGCGGUAUAAUCUUGUUCGAAUGGUGUGUUGCGUGAACUUUCGUCGUAAGUACACGAAAAAUCUAAAGCCAUACACAUAUUAUUACAUGUCCUCACGCGAAGAUCUCUCCAGUCAGACGACUCUUGUGUAAACAGGGUGUAUCACAACGAUCUGAUACAUUCAAAUGUAAUUUUAAUGUAAAACUGUCAUAUCUCCACGAUACACCGUGUAUAUAAUAUUAUAUAAUAUAGAUUUAUCUGACUAACAUGUAUGUAUGUCUUAAUUGAUUUAUUGGGUUUAUUUUACGAACAAUUCAUAAUCUUAUUUUUAAUUCAAUAAAAUAUUCGAAAAUACAAAACAAAGUGAAAUUUCAACGAAGAUCGGACUAUAUUAUACUGUCCUGUUACCGAAGUUUUAAUCAACGUUUCAAUUUAAUAGUUCUUAGAAUACAUUGAAAUCAUAUUAUUCGUCGAUAUAAAAAAAUUGUAUGUAUAUCCUAAAUAUAUAGACCAAUAUAUAGGUACCAAUAUUAACCGUGAAUGUAACACACUAAAUAAUAUAGGUGUUUAUAGGAAUCUUUUUAAAUGUAUACCCAAAUACCCAUCCUCAUUUCACACAGAUCUCGUUAUGUUAUAGUUAAUGAGAUUUGUUUUAUAGAAAUAUAUUAUUCACAACAAUUGUAAUAUAUACCUACACAGUUGUUUCUUUUCGCAUGUUUUUUAUGUUAUAGAAUCGUGUAGCUUAACGCGAAUUCGCGUUCAAAUAGGAUUAAAAAUUAACUACGACCAAGACGGCUAUAAUUUUCAAUUACUUUGCAUGGAUAAUAUGUAUAAUAUUUUUUACUCGAAUUCGAUUUUGGCCGGUCUUGUAGUUUUCUUUUUUUACACAGCAUAUAUAUAUAUGUAUGUAUACACUUUACCCUCUAAUGCGAAAACAAGGGUGACCAUUAGGGUCGACAAAAAUGACAAAUGUCCAUACAAAUCAUAGUCGAAUACGAGUAAUAAUUAACCGUGUCCACGAGGGUUGGUUGAGGGGUGGGAAAAUUUAAUUCUGUAAUGGGGUCCGAUAAAUAGAUUAAAAUGCCCCUUUGGCCUUAAUAAAUAUUGUCACGUGAUCACUGUUUGUAUGAUUUUAGUAUUAAAAUUAAAUGGACCGAAAUCAAAUGAUAGCGAUUUUAAAAUUCAUUUCUAUAAUAUUACAUCUGUAGGACUACCUAUUCACGCACUACACUUUCCCUACGUGGUAUUUCGUUAUGACGUAUGUAGUGAACUCGUCAAUACUGUAUAGAUGCGUGUGUGUGUGUGUGUGUGUAUUAUCAUUGUUACUAAUUUUUUGAUAAAUUGUAAAAUAUAUCCAGUUAGUCAGUAUAUCGUUUUAUAAUGUCUCGAUAAUAUUAGGUUCCAUAUCCUCUGUUUAUAAACAAUACAUAUUAAUUAGCUACUAUUGAAUGAAUGGUUCAUAAUAUUUUAAAUUAAACUAAAUUAAUCGAGUGUGUCAAUAUAAUAGUAAUUAUGUUUAAGUGUAUUUUCUAUUGUAUAAAUAUUAUUUAAUCUAAAUAUUGUUACUGAAAUUAAUCGUUAUUUAGCGUUUUACUAUUUCUUAUUUUGUUUUAUGUUAAAUUGUGUUUCUAUGUGUCAUAUAAUAUAACCAUUAGAGGUACAUAACAUAAUUUAUUAUUAUAUCUUCUUUUUGCUAUGCAUGCAUAGAAAGUCAAGUGUCUGAAUUGUUAUUCGCUAAAUUAUUGUUAGUAUUGAUUAGAAA